UGAUCAUGGCACUUGCAACAGUGUCGAAAUAUCGGGAGUCUCAUAUCCCUAUUUUAAACGCGGAGGUGUCUGCAGGAAUCGGGGUCAUUGUCUAAUUUCUACAAUAAAUAUGUACCUACACAAAACAAUGUCACGUGGGACUUAAACAGGCUUGGCUGGCGAGGAAUGGCAGUAUAUACCUCUGCCUACCCCUUCCGGAAUACAGGCGUAAUGCUAAGUGUUAAGGAUAAAACAAUGUUUACGGAAAAAGUUGAUAAACAGACACACAAAACUCAUAUCAGUAAUUCCUACAAGGCAGAAUCAUUGAGAAUGUAUCGCGGCAAGUCUUUCUUGAAAAAGAAAAUAUUAUAAUAGCUCGUAACGCCUAGAAAAAUAUGGCUGGAAAAGAGCCUAAUCCAAAACUCUUUGCCCCAACUGACAUCCAUCAAAAACCUUGAAAGAAAUAUUCGUCAAAUCUGCAAUAAAUUGUCAAAUCCUUCAAAUCAAUACACUAAAAAGCCAAGUUAAACUCUUCGAAAAAAACGGAGCUAUGUCAUGAAAACGCUGAUCGUGUUAACGAUCUUCGUACUAGCGGACUGCAAGAAUCAGGGCAGCCGUUAUGGGUUCUUCCGUUCCAUGGAGAGGGAGUCUUCAGAUGGAGAUACCAGGAGAGUUUUCGGGGGAGAAGCAGCUGACCUAAGCGCGUAUCCCGCGGCGGCGGCGCUGUUAGACCGCUAUUGGACGACUAGAUGCUCUGGCGCCGUCAUCGCGUCCCACUGGGCACUGACCGCGGCGCAUUGUGUCACUUCUAGAGUCGCCUACAUCAAGUAUAAUACACGACAUCCCACGUCCACUGACGGGGACCACUCGCCUGUCCUGUACUUGUAUAGACACCCCAACUACAAAGUGGUGCAAGAAGACGAGGGUCGUGGUAUGGACGUAACUCUGCUUCAUCACGACCUGGGUCUACUCAGGUCUCGUGACCCAAUGAUCCUGCGCACCCCCAUAGAACCCAUCUCGUCCCUACGGAAGUUCAACCCAUCGCAACUUGAUAAACAAGAAGUAAUGGUAAUGGGCUUCGGUCGUACGGAGACAGUACUCAGGUCUUCUGGUGAGGAAUUAUUUGCGGUAAAGCUGCAAUUAACCUUCUGUGAGCGUGGAGCAUGGUUCCACUGUGUAUGCGGGAUGUCCAGUGCCAGCAAAACUGAACGAGGCGUCUGCUCCGGGGAUUCGGGAGGCCCGGUUGUGUAUCGUGGUAUACAGAUAGGAGUGACAUCCAUGGGGCCGUUGGAAUGUGCAACAUCUCGGUCCACGCCAGCUGAAGGAGCUACCAGCGUGUUCACCACUCUCUUCAACUACGUGGACCUUAUCAACGCGACCAUGACUGACACUGAGAAUACCCUUAAGAAACGUGCUAUGAUGUCUGGAACCGUAACCUCCAUGGUCAGGUUGCAACUGUCAAUGAUCUUUAUGGUCAUUCUAGUCCUUCUCGUGUAAAUCGUCUUUGCGUCUUUGUAAAUUAUUUACGUUGUGAGGUUUGCUUGUUUUGUUUUUAAUAUGUAUUUUUAUUCAUUUCUGUGACUGUCGAUUUGUUUAGUAGUUUUGGAAAUUUAAAGCUGAUUUUGAAAAAUUAUAUUUAUGAUUGGA
Molecule: messenger RNA, 1626 nt
Organism: Pectinophora gossypiella (pink bollworm)
Lineage: Eukaryota; Metazoa; Arthropoda; Insecta; Lepidoptera; Gelechiidae
Product: chymotrypsin-1-like
Exons: 5
Coding region: 535-1476 (313 amino acids)
Biological process (GO): proteolysis
Molecular function (GO): serine-type endopeptidase activity
Source: RefSeq, a predicted model, not a curated record